Messenger RNA from Trichomycterus rosablanca, 1758 nucleotides. Its product is annotated as nuclear body protein SP140-like. Gene Ontology annotation, biological process: regulation of transcription by RNA polymerase II. Gene Ontology annotation, cellular component: nucleus. The record is from RefSeq and is a predicted model, not a curated record. The transcript is spliced from 14 exons. Gene Ontology annotation, molecular function: DNA-binding transcription factor activity, RNA polymerase II-specific; protein binding; DNA binding. Lineage: Eukaryota; Metazoa; Chordata; Actinopteri; Siluriformes; Trichomycteridae. Bases 1 to 1758 code for a protein of 585 amino acids.
AUGGAUCCUCUGGAUUUUCUAACAGAUGAAGAGCUGAGUGACUUGUUUCACUGUAAGAAGACAGAGAUUUCUUGUAUGGAGGAACCACAAGCCUUCCUCAACCAGCUCCGGGACUACAAUCUGCUACCAGAAGAUCUCUACCAGAAAGUGAUGAAGAUGAAAAGUAAGGAGAGGAGACAGAAGGGUGUGUAUCAGAUUCUGGACCAGCUGGAGAAGAAGGGAGGGCAUCGUUAUAGGUUAUUUUGGAGAUGUGUGUUUAAGGAUCACAUCUUGCAGAAAUAUACAGUGUUGCGCCUGCUCCAGAGCAGUCUUAUAGAAUCAGUCCAGAAAGAAGAAAAGACAGGAGAGGAAAUGAAAAGAGGACUAAAAAGAAAGAAAAGCUUUGAGAAGACAGAUGAGGAAAAACCAGGUCCUUCAACUCGCUCUACAUCUCAACAGAAGAAACCAGGCAAGAAUUCAUCAAUAUUUAGGGAAGGAGAGAAGCAGGAUGGUUGGAGUUCAAUACGCUUAAAAAAACAGCUUCCUGUUACAUGUGGCAACAAGAAGGGCAGGCUGUACAAAGAGAAACUGGCGAGAGGUGACAAGUGUAUUCUGUCUGAGGGAUGCUGGUUUACCCCGGGUGAUUUUGAGAAGCAUGCAGGAAAGGGGAGCAGCAGGAACUGGAAAUACAGCAUCUGCUACAAUAUUCCCCUGCUGAACCUUAUAAAGGAAGGGUACCUGGAAGCUCUACCUAAGACUGGUGUUCAGAAGGAUCAGAAAGUGCAGUUUACCGACAUCACUACAGAAAACUACAGCCCUUCAGGAAGCUCCAGACCUCUGUUAAUAUCCGAUGUUGAGCCGGUAGAAUUAAGUGACGAUGACCAGGACGAGGAGGGUAAGGAGAAAAUCAGGCUACAAGAAGAAGAGGAAGAAGAAGAAGAGAGUGAACCAGCAGAUUUGUCUAUGUUUGAGGCUCCUUCCUUACCUGUCAGUUGUGGUUCUAUUAGUGGGGUCUUGUAUAAAAGCAGAUUUACAGGGAAAAAUAGUAAAAGCAUCCGUACAGAGGAGCGCUGGUUCACCCCUGAGGAGUUUGUAAACCAGGAAUCCACUUUGUCAGAUGUCCACUGUAGGAUAGAUAUACUGUGUCAUGGCAAAACUUUACACUUCCUGGUGAAGAAGAAGAUCCUGGUUGUUCAUUCACUGUUGUGUCCUUGUGAUCGCUGCCAUGAUGAGGAGCCUGAUAAUGAUGACAUCUGCUUCAUUUGUAAUUCUGAAGGAGAUCUGGUGUGCUGUGAUGAGUGUCCUCGUGCUUUUCAUGAUAACUGCCAUUUACCAAACCUGCAAAAAGAAACACUUGGGGAUAAAUGGAUAUGCACCUACUGUGUGUUGAAGGCUUACCAGGGACUGUGGCUUCCCAUGACCCAAAUGGAAGCUUUAAACAGACCUCUAUCUGGAAACAUCAUGCGCUGUGAGUAUUUGCUGUUGUGUUUGUAUAAAGAGGAUCAUCAGCGAGUGUUUACUGAAGACCCCACUGCAAAAGUGGAGGAGUACAGCAGAGUGAUCUCGAGACCCAUGUGGCUGGACCGAGUGAAGACCAAGCUGCAGAAUAAAGAAUAUAAAACAGUUGGAGAGUUUGUGAAUGAUGUCAAACUCAUCUUUCAAAACUGCAGCAAAUUUAAUAUGCAUAAUGAGUUUGGCAGGAUGGGAUCCAGAAUGAGUGAGAUCUUUGAGCAGCAUUUUCAUAAAGUUUUUAACAUCACUUUGUCUUCACUUCUUUAG